AGAAAAACAUGUCAAUUCAUGGAACAAGCUUCACUAUGAAUAAUAAAUGUAUUUCACAUGAAGAACCCCUCAUAGGGGAGAAAAGGUAUAACUGUAUGCAGUGUGGAAAGAGCUUCAGGCAAAGGAGGUACCUAAGUAAACAUCAAAUAACUCACACAGGGGAGAAACCAUAUGAAUGCCUGGAAUGUGGGAAGAGCUUCAGUUGGGGAGAUCAACUUAAUGACCAUCAAAGAACUCAUACGGGAGAGAAGCCAUAUAAGUGCAUAGAAUGCGGGAAAAGCUAUAGCCGAAAGAGUGCCCUACGUUUACAUCAAAGGAUUCACACAGGGGAGAAACCAUAUAAAUGCUUGGAAUGUGGAAACAGCUUCACUUGGAAAGAUCAACUUAGUUCCCAUCAAACAACUCACACAGGAGAGAUGCCAAAUAAAUGCACAGAAUGUGGGAAAAGCUUUAGUCGAAGGAGUGCCCUACAUUUACACCAAAGAACUCACACGGGAGAGAAACCAUAUAAAUGCUUGGAAUGUGGAAAGAGCUUCAGACACAGCGGUAGCCUAACUGCACAUCACAGAAGUCACACAGGGGAGAAACAAUAUAAAUGCCUGGAAUGUGGACGGAGCUUUAAUCGCAGUGAUAGUCUAAGAACACAUCAAAGAAUUCAUACAAGGGCAAAAUCAUAUAAAUGCAUAGAAUGUGGAAAUGUCUUUGGUUCCACCAGUAGCUUAAAUAAACAUUGGAGAAGUCACACAGGGGAGAAAUCAUAUGAAUGCCUGGAAUGUGGACAGAUAUUCAGUCAGAGCAGUUCCCUACGUUUACAUGAAAGAACUCACAAAGGGGAUAAACCAUAUGAAUGCAUGGAAUGCGGAAAGAGAUACAGUAAGAAUUGGUACCUUAGAGCCCAUCAAAGAAUUCAUACAGGGGAGAAACCAUAUAAAUGCCUGGAAUGUGGAAAGAGUUUCAGGUUCAGCAGUUCCCUAAGGUUGCAUAAAAGAAUUCACACUGGAGAACAACCAUAUAAAUGCAUGGACUGUGGGCGGAGCUUUAAUCACAGUGGUAGCCUGAGAAUGCAUCAAAGAAUUCAUACAGGGAAGAAAUCAUAUAAAUGCUUGGAAUGUGGAAAGAACUUCAGCCACAGCAGUAGUCGAAAUGCACAUCAGAGAACACAUAGAGGGGAGAAACCAUAUGAAUGCCUGGAAUGUGGUAAGAGCUUCAAUCAGAGCAGUUCCCUACAUUUACAUGAAAGAAUUCACACAGGGGAUAAACCAUAUGAUUGCAUGCAAUGUGGAAAGCGCUUCAGUCAGAGAGCUCACCUUAGUUCCCAUCAAAGAAUUCACAGUGCAGAAAAACCAUAUAAUUGCACGGAAUGUGGACUGAGCUUUAAACGGAAUGAUAACCUGAGGUUACAUCAAAGUAUUCACACAGGGGAGAAAUCAUAUAAAUGUUUGGAAUGUGGAAAGAACUUCAGUCACAGCAGUAACCUAAAUGUACAUCAGAGAACUCACACAGGGGAGAAACCAUAUAAUUGCAUGGAAUGUGGGAAGGGAUUCAGUCGGAAAGAUUACCUUCGUUCCCAUCAAAGAAUUCACACAGGGGAGAAGCCAUAUAAAUGCAAGCUCUAUUUUGGUGUGGACUAA
Pogona vitticeps (central bearded dragon) is the source of this 1631-nucleotide messenger RNA. NCBI's taxonomy places the organism in Eukaryota, Metazoa, Chordata, Lepidosauria, Squamata, Agamidae. The record is from RefSeq and is a predicted model, not a curated record.